This is a messenger RNA of Gambusia affinis (western mosquitofish), 5012 nucleotides long. It is a transcript of the gene mtmr10, whose product is annotated as myotubularin related protein 10. Bases 646 to 2940 code for a protein of 764 amino acids. Lineage: Eukaryota; Metazoa; Chordata; Actinopteri; Cyprinodontiformes; Poeciliidae. The record is from RefSeq and is a predicted model, not a curated record. The transcript is spliced from 16 exons.
CAAUGACACGCAGGUUAGUAUGUACUGUACCGUGUACUCGUUGACAUAAAGUUAGCUCUUAAUACAGGCAGAGUGUGAGCGCCGUCUUGUGCUAACCUGACAGAAAGUUGAUAUCGGAAAGUCUCGGUGGAGAGCAGCGCCGGAGCCCGGAAGCAGGGCGGGACCUCGGCUCUUUAUAAACAUGGCCGUCAAGUCCUUCGUAGCGUCAGGUACUGCGUUGGCUGAAUAGCUGGACUUUAAGGAAGUAACUGGCGGGGAUCUUAUGCAGUAACAGGUGUAAAGAAAAAUGUAGGCCACUAAGUGACGCAUUAAUCUAUUCUAGCGGUCAUAUAUCUGCGUGGAAGCGGUAGUGACAAACUUCAUUUAGUAGUUUGCGCUAGCUAGCUAAACGAGCUAACGCCGCCGUCUGAACGGUAACUUCUGUCAACUUUUUCCUGCCAGCCAGAAACUGUCUGCUUAUCGACAUGGAGGAGUGUCGUCGUUCACCCAGAAAGGCUCGAUGAAUAUUUCACACUCGGACGGCUUGGAUUAAGUCAGCGACGGCCUGAGCGAAACUUUCCUGGAUUUAUUUGUUUCCAUUGCUGGCAGGACCUAAGCACUUGUUCAUUUUCUGUUUGAAGACCAGUAACACUCCGGAAAUAAACAAUGUUUUCUGGCAAGCCCAUGAAACCAACCUUCAAGUGUUAUCUUCCUCCUGCGCAGAAUGACGUGAAGAACAAUAUUGAACCACCUGUUAAGUUGGAGCCCAAGUUCCUUCCAGGAGAGAUCAUCGUAAAUGAGGUGAAUUUUGUGAGGAAAUGCAUCGUCGGCACCGACAGCAGCCAGAGUGACCUCUGGGGGAGGUUGAUAUGCACCAACUUUAAGGUUUCUUUUAUUCCUCAAGAACCUCCGCCUAAGCAGAAAUCCCAGUUGUCCCACCUCCUACUUGGACAGCAAGACAUCUCCCUCACCUGCCUUGAUCAAGUAGUAACAGUUAAUGAUACAAGGGGGAAGAAGAAAGUCUUGGGUUCCAACCAAAAGCUGAAGUUCAACCCAAUGGAGCUUAUUCUGUACUGCAAAGACCUGCGUGUAAUACGAUUCUGCUUUGACGAGGCUGGGCCUGAGAGCGCCAAAAAAGUUUGCCUCGCCAUUGCCCAUUAUUCACAUCCAGCUGAUCUUCACCUGCUGUUUGGCUUUGAAUAUCAAGGACUAAGAUAUCACCAAUCUAAAGGGGACCUAGUCAAUGGCUCCAACCCAAAUGGAGGAAUCCAGACACCAAUGUUUGACCGCCCCUCUGACUGGGAUCGCGAGAUUAAGAGAACCGGGGCUUCGGAGUGGCGGGUUUGCUCCAUCAAUGAGAAAUAUGCCAUCUCUGAAAGUCUUCCGGAGUACAUUGUGGUCCCAGUUUCUUUGACAGAUCAGGAACUAAAGCAACUAUCAUCGUCGUUUAAUGAUGGCCGCGUGCCUCUGUGGUGCUGGAAUCACAGGAAUGGGAGUUCUCUUGUCCGCAUGGCGGGCCAAACAGAACCGCUGGCUCAGAGGAAAACUGAACUGAAGAUCUUCACAGCGAUCACUAAAAGCCAUCCGCAGCGGCGAGAAGUAACCUUUACAGAUCUGGACAGGAAUCUUCCCAACAUCCAGGAGAUCCAGAGUGCCUUCAUUAAAGCCAGACAGAUCUGCACUUUAGAUCCUUUUGAGGAAUCAGAAGAGAGAUGGCUUUCAUCCAUUGAAAAUUCACGAUGGCUGGAGUAUAUCAGGAUGUUUUUAAAAGUCUCAGCUGAGACGGUCUACAACUUGGAUGGGAAGAAUGCCUCUGUCGUCCUUCUUGAGGAAGAAGACCGAGACCUGAACUGUGUGGUGUCCUCCUUGGUGCAGCUCAUGUUGGACCCUCGCUAUCGCAGCCUGAAUGGAUUUCAGAGUUUGGUGCAGAAGGAGUGGGUGAUGGCCGGCCAUCGCUUCCUGGACAGAUGCAACCAUCUGAAGAAGAAUGACAAUAAGGAGUCUCCGUUGUUCACCUUGUUCCUGGACUGCGUGUGGCAGCUGACCAAUCAGUACCCGGCAGCAUUUGAGUUCACAGAGGCCUACCUGACUGUCCUGAGUGACAGCAUGUGGAUCCCUCUCUUCAGUACUUUCCUCUUCAAUUCUUCUAAACAGUGUACUCAGCUCUUACAGGACUUUGCGAAGAGCAAAGCCAUCCCUCCAGGAGAAAACCACGCAGCGUUCUUCCCUCCUGUGUGGAAAUGGUCACAGCAGUUCUCCACCAGGGAUCAAACCCUCUUCAAUAACCCCAUGUAUGUUGGGAAAGGAGCUGCCUGUGUUCAGAAUGGUGAGGUGAAAACCUUCCAACGCACAAAGAAAGCUUUCAGUUCUACGGUGCGAAUAUCAAGCACAUCACAGCGUAACGGCGUAAAGGGCGAGGAGGAGACGCUGCAGCGGCGGGCCUCUCUGGGGCUGAAGGCCGAAUUCUCUCCAGUGAAAGAUGAAAGCCCAUCAGAGCGAUUCUUCAGGGACUGGUUUUCUCGCCCUGCAGACCAGCAGGGAGUCCUGAUCCCCUACGUCCUGCCCUCCCACGUGGUUCUCUGGAAGUUGUUCUUCCUACGCUGGGUUCCUGAGGCCUGCAUCCCACACGGAGGCCCCGCCACCGUCUACCACAAGGUCUCCCUACUGGUUGAUGAAAUUGAGACCCUGCAGAACAAGCUCAGGCAGUACAAAGGUCCCAGUCCACACAGCACCCCCGUCCCGAGCCCAGGCGGACCCCCUUCUGCCCAACGGAGGAUGUAUUUCAAGGCCAGUUCUCCAGAUGACCCCCCAACUUCACCCAAUGUCCUUAACUCAUCUUUUCCUUUCAACCCUGUGGGAAACCUGUGCCGGCGAAGCGUUCCAGGGACUCCGAUUAGCAAAUUUCUGAAUGGAGCGAAGACCUGGCUCUCUACAGAGACUCUCGCUAACGACACUUUCUAAAAGAUUUCUGUAACAGCGGAUCACGUUACUUUCCAUGACCUUUUACUAAACUGUCCAUGCGUGUGCUGCUGACAAGUUAAAGAUAACCCUUUACAGUUUCUACAUUUACCAGAAUUUGCACCAUUGAUGCUGCUUUAAAGCUGAGGUUAUUCCUAAUUUGAGGUGUAAUUUGUUUGGGGAUUAAAUAAUUGAUUCUUAUAGGAAUAAAUUAGGAUCCUUUUAGAUGCAUCCUUCUUAUUGGCCAGUACUUUUUCUGCAAAGUCUGUGGAAAAAAACAACAAAAAAAACAAGCAUUUGUAUAAUAUGCAUAGGUUUUUCUUGAGCCUUUUAGUCCAGCAAAAAUAAAUGUGCCUUCUCAUAUCCAUAACUCUGAGUAAAAUUUUGAGAUUUAACUUCAUAAUAUACCUUUACCACAGAAUUUAAAGUUCCUCCUCCAGGCCUUGCAUAUAAUUUGCUGUGGGUUUUUAAAGCUAAAACAUAUUAAAGCAGAAUUAUAACUGUGCUUUUCUUAGUAGGAAAACAGAUGUGUGAAGUGAGAGAAUAUUCUUUUUUUAAUGCAGCAGCAGUGAUGCAAUUCUAUGAUCAUAGAUUCUAAUGUUCCCGCCUGUUUUAAUUUAUUAAAAACAUAAAAGAAAUCUGUCCCAGUUGAGAAGAAAUCAGCCCGGUGGUUAGAACAGAAACUAUUUAGAUGUAAUGGGAACUUGAAGCAGUUUGCUGUAAUGAUUUUAAUGGAUCUUUUGCAACAAAUGGUGUGGGAUCAGGGCCCGACUUUGAACAUGUUCAGACGUUGUUUUUGUACGUUGUGAGAACAAAAAUCUGUGAUAGACAUUUCCUCUUCUGCUUUGCAGGGGGUUUCUGGUAAAGGCACUGAGAGGAAACCCAGUGAGGGCAGCUGAACGACUGAACAAAUGACAGAAAAGGGACAAAUUCUUUGAGUCAGAUCAGUUUCUGGCAUUUUCAAGGCGUCUCGUUGACAUGAUCCAAGCUAGAAUAUCUUAACAAAAAUUGACAUUUCCUCCCGAAUUUGACAUUCCCAGCACAUGAAAUUCAUUGUGCAACUACAGCAAAAGUCUUAAGAGAAUUAAAUGCUUGUUUAGUUCAACAGAAAAUAUAUUCUUGAACAAGCUUUGAUCAUUAUCUGUAAAACAAUGGAAAACCAGAAACAAAAGGUUAUUCUAUUCUCACAAAUGAAAAAACUCAUCCUGUGAUUUCCUUCUUGCUUUAGACUGUAUACUCUUAACAUUAUGUCUCUUUAUUAGCAGCGGAUGAACGACACUUUGGAGACUCGCCCGUAGAAAUAAAUAGUUUAGUCUUUAUAAUAAGAAACCAGCACCGUCUAAAAUCUCAAAGGAAAUGGUAUUUAUUGCAAACCACUUGCCACCUUUUUAUUUUCUUCCAAAAGUGCAUUAACACUGCAUAACUAGAUUAACUGACGACAUACAGCAAUCUCUUCAUUCUUCAGCAAUAACUGGUUCAGGUGUUUCCUAUAAUGUUUUAUGUAAGUGCAAACCUGCUCUCCCAAAUGCAAUUUUUGCACUUUUUUCCCUCCCCCAGAAUAUAGAAUGGAGUGUUAUAAAGCAACUGUUGAGUACAAUUUUGGCAAAUAUUAUAAAUACUGUAUAUUUGAAAUAUUUCUGUUCAUUCUGAUUAAUGGUACUAAAUAACUCUUUAUUCUUGAUUUAGUCUUUAUAUUUUAAGGAGAUGUAUUUAUAUGCAGUUUUUUUCCACUACUUUACAUUGUUGCACUCUGCUGUAAUCGUAUGAUGAAGCAAAGCUUCAGGCACUGUUUCAGACGGAUGAUCAGCAGAUGGAUUUAUUCACUUAUGCAAAUGUUCUCAAAGAGGGACACAGUUACUUCUGCACACCCUUCGUGCCUUUCAUGAGGAAGAUUGACUGUUCUUUGUAACUAUAUUCUCACUCUGAGCUAAUUUUGUUUCUAACACUUGUGACUUAGCAGAGCUGUAAAUGUACUAGAGUUCAGGGGGUUUGCACUGAAGCUGUUUUUGCUAACGAAACAUGUAGCUCAAUUAUGUAUACCAGCAGCAAAUAAUUAUACUAGUUUUCAAAUGGAA